AUGCAUCAGCGCGCAAGAAAGUCGCAAGCAAGGAACAACAAGCCACCAGCACCAGCACUUGUCACGGUCGCAACGAUCAAAUUAUUCACCCGAUUGUUAUGCGAGACCGAAUAUGUGGAUCAAAUGUUUGCUUGCCGAAAUCUUGCUCGUUUGUUAGAAAAUUCUACGGAUCUAGACAUUCGAAUUGCAAUCGUGGAAAGUCUAUUGAGCGUCAAGUCUACAAUGAGAAGGGAACAAGUAUUCCUAACUGUUAUACAUAUUCUGGAAGAGCACGCGGUACCCAUAGCUGCAUCCAUCAAUGAACGCCAACCACCUACUGAGGCUGAAUGGAUCAAGGCCGAGAUGGAAGAGGGACCUCUACCUAAAGUGUAUGAAAACAAUCCAACACUUGACCUAGCGCCAAUGUUGAAAUUGCUUGUGGAGGCAAUCCCACCACUUUCUAAAGGCAAGGACAACGUUAACAACCUACUCAAUGCAAUAUGGAUGAAAAGAAUCAUAGUUCCAAUUCUGAACCGCUCGGCUUUCAAUCAUCGACGAUGGACCGCUUUAUUCUUGAAGCGUAACGAAUUUACACUUUCAAUUGACAACUUGCCUAUGUUACCAUCGAAUCCAAAAGUGCUCGCCGAUAUGUUCACGGCAUAUCCCAGGUCUUUCUUCAACUAUCCCUUCGAAAUAAUCAGAGAUAUAGUGAAGAUAAAUAUAGCCCCGAGUAGAGAUAUCGUUUUCGUCAACGAGGCUAUCAGAAAUAACGUUGAUCUCUGUCACUCCAACGCUGGGAGACACUGGCUCUCUGUCUGGAAUACGACGGGGGAUGCCUUCAACCUUGGAGUUUACCAAUUUGCGGAUAUGAUGCUCAACGAGACAAUAAACCUCUCCGAUAGACGGUUCUGUGGCAGUACGAUCGACCUAACACGCCUUUUUAUGUUUGAUGUGACCAAGACAUUUCUUUUUAUGCCUGACAUAUCCUAUUACAAUACGGCCAUAGAAAAAAUCGGCUUUCACAAGCGUAUCUACUCACUGGAAACCCGUGAACUCUUUAUAUCGAACUGCAUUCCUCUUUUAGAGGAUUGCAUUACAUAUAUCAAUUACAUACGCGAGCAUUACAAGGCUCGGGAGACGUUUAGCCUUCCGGAGGUUCUUCCUAUAGAACUAGAAAUACUUAAAGGGAAGCAUUGGCAUGAAGCUUCUAAAGCUCCUCCUUCGGCGGAUAUCCGAGAAUUUGCAAUAGACGUCAUAUCUCUAAUCCAGGGUAUUUUAGACAGAAAGAUUCCAUCAUACGCACAUAACUGGACGUUACUCAAGCGAGCUGCAAUGCAACAAUUCCACAAGAAGUACUUCAUAUCUCUGGCUAUUGAGUUUUGCUCGUUGAGCAAGAUUGAGACCGAGGAUCGAGUUGAGGACUACCUACGCCUCGACCUGAUACAAGACUUACUUUCUGAAGCGGAAGACCCCGAGGAUGAAGCCUUGGAUAAAUACUUAGGGGAACAGUUAGGGGCGUACUUGAGAGAUUGGAGGUCUGAUCCGGCGGAAUUCAUUCGUAUGAAAGUAGAGUCAAUCAUAGAGACCCUGCUGAGUCGCUAAACGGGGCUUAAUAUGGAGUUGGAUCAUGAGUAAGCGUAGUCCGU
Annulohypoxylon maeteangense is the source of this 1625-nucleotide messenger RNA. RefSeq lists its product as uncharacterized. The transcript has a single exon. Bases 1 to 1581 code for a protein of 526 amino acids. The record is from RefSeq and is a predicted model, not a curated record. Lineage: Eukaryota; Fungi; Ascomycota; Sordariomycetes; Xylariales; Hypoxylaceae.